UAGGGCAUUUGCAGUUCUUUGGAUGGCAUUACUUUGGCAGUGUCCAUCGCCACUAUUUUCCUCCCUCCAACUCUCAAAACUCUUCACAAUUAACCCAAAACGCUCAAUUUCCAAUACCCAUAGCUCAAAAUCAUUCAGAAUAAGCUUCCCAUCUCUGACCCAUCAACCCAUUUGCUGUUCUAACUUCAGUUCUGAAUCAGAAUCCUAUAGUUCUUCUUCCACAGGUGUUUUCAUCAAAGGAUUGCCUCGGUCAACGGCUGAAGGACAUUUGAUGAAAGUGUUUUGGCAGUUCGGGGAAGUUAAACAAGUCAAUGUUGUCGGGGAAAGAGUAUCUAAGCAGUGUUUAGGAUCUGGUUUUGUUUGGUUUGAUAAGAGUCUGCCCUGUUAGCUGUGAAGGAGAUGAAUAGAAAGGUAGCAUAUCUGGCAAUUAUAUUGAUACUCGUCGAGCAAUACCUUCACAUCCCAUUCUCACGACUGCCAAAUUGGUUAGUUUUUUGAUGGCAGGUUUAUUUUAGUUAAAAUUGCUACGCCUGGAUUGUCCAAAAAUCGGAGGGCAACACCAUACAAGUCCAAAUUUUACACAUACAAGAGCUUUUUUCGUCGAAUCAAUGUUAAGCAGAAAAAAUAGUAAAAAAACAUUUCAGUUGGUGGCAGAUACGGGAUACUAUGACAGCUUACAGCCUAACACAGUGCUUAGGGAAGUUUAUUAAUAUUUGUUACUCCUAUCUGUAUGAUAUUCACAAAAUAGAUUGAAGUUUCAGUGAACAAAAUGCAUGCAAUAGGAGUAGAGGCUUUCUUUUCUUUUUGUAUUUCCCUGUAAUUAGAGGAAGCCAAAGAGAAGUUAUUGUUCAGUUUUCAGCUGAAAGUGGAACUUUCAAAAGAGUAAAGAGUAAAGAUCGGACCAAAUAACCAUUAUUAGAGUUGAUAGUACAAAAUGGGGUUUCGAUUACCUACCCUGGUCACCAUCAUUUUUUUUUAACCAUAACCUACCCUGGUAACCUUCAUUUUUUAACAAUGAUAUUUUCAAGGUUUAGAUAGGGUGAGGAAUGGUGAAGCUGAACCCUGAAGCAAUCGGAUUUUUGCCUUUCUUUUGUCAAGAUAAUAACAAGCAGUUUCCAAAAAAAAAACAAGAAGUCAUUUAAGAUUUUCUAAAGAAAAAAGAAAGUACCUUUCUCGUUUGCCUACAGUCGCGUUGUUCGUGAUUUGUUGAUAAAUGUUAAACUCCGUUUUAAUGA
Durio zibethinus is the source of this 1235-nucleotide messenger RNA. NCBI's taxonomy places the organism in Eukaryota, Viridiplantae, Streptophyta, Magnoliopsida, Malvales, Malvaceae. The record is from RefSeq and is a predicted model, not a curated record.